Auxenochlorella protothecoides is the source of this 438-nucleotide messenger RNA. RefSeq lists its product as hypothetical. Gene Ontology annotation, biological process: translation. The record is from RefSeq and is a predicted model, not a curated record. Gene Ontology annotation, molecular function: structural constituent of ribosome. The coding region runs from base 1 to 438 and encodes 145 amino acids. Lineage: Eukaryota; Viridiplantae; Chlorophyta; Trebouxiophyceae; Chlorellales; Chlorellaceae. Gene Ontology annotation, cellular component: ribosome. The transcript is spliced from 3 exons.
AUGCAGAUUGUCGUCGGCAGCGAGGAGCCGCAGGAUAUCGCACUCAAGCGAUUCAAGCGGGAAGUCAUGAACACGGGACUCGUGCAGGAGGUGCGGCGCAGGCGUCGCUUCGAGAACAAGGUGGAGGCCAAGAAGCGGAAGAACAGGGAGAAUCAGCUGCGGGCAAAGCGAGUGCGGCAGUAUGGAAGCAGGGCGCAGAAGCCUAUGGCUGGCCUUCAAGGCCCCUCAGUCUUCACUGACCUGUUCGGCAGCCUGGACGACAUCUUCGCUGACGACUUUGACAAUGGGGCAACCCAGCAGCCGCGGCAGUACAACAACAACUACAAGGGCAAUGGAUCGGGUGGAAGCGGGAAGCCUUACAAUGGUGCCGCCAAGGCUCCGGGAAGCUUCACGCCGAGCCACACAGUCAACAAGCCUGUCCUCGCGGAGCAGCGAUGA